Molecule: messenger RNA, 2727 nt
Organism: Zygotorulaspora mrakii
Lineage: Eukaryota; Fungi; Ascomycota; Saccharomycetes; Saccharomycetales; Saccharomycetaceae
Exons: 1
Coding region: 1-2727 (908 amino acids)
Source: RefSeq, a predicted model, not a curated record
AUGUUCAUCAAGGAGAUUGCAUCCGACUUGACGGUUUUCACAUUAUCGAACGUCAAUGAUGCGAUUUCGUUCAAGCCGCAACUGUGUUUCGAGGUGCCCAGACAGGACUACCAGGCGCUGAAGGAGAACUACAUCAACUUCACAGGCACGUCGAUCAGGAAAAACAGAUCGAGACUGUAUUUCUUGCCCACGAACGUGUCGGAUGAAUUGCAGAAGUUGAAUCCGUCGAUACCGGAGGACGCGAAAAUCGUUCCGAAUGACGGCAAGGUGUACUACAAGAACAGACUGAUCUCGGAGCUGGAUUACGAAAACGUUAAACGAGUGGAGAUAGCAUGCGCGUACAUUGCAUACACUGCGCUGAACACGUUUGUGCAUUUUGAGACCGAGGUGGUGCAGGGCAAGUCGUCGUACUCGGCAGCAAACAAGUCUGGAAACCAGAUCGCGCACAAUCUGUUGAAUAGCAGCAAUAUUAAAAGCCAGGGCGGCAAAGGCCACGCAACCAAGAGUAACAAUUACAACGACAACAGCAGCAGCAACAGCAACAGCAACAGUAAUGAUUAUGAUGAAGAUGAUGAUGGGUCUCCAAGCGAGAGCCUCAUGAAAGCUCUACGAAAGGGCAACAUACUGGGAUUCAGAGAGCUAGGACACGUAGUUGGCAUAACGCCAUGGCAUUUUCACAGAGUCUUCAAAGUUAUCACAGGCCUUACCAUCAGAGAAUACGGUCAACUUUGCGUUGAGUUCAUCAAAAAGAACCAGGAGAUCAUUGACACAUGUAAGGUGAGAGUCGAGCAAAUGAAGACAAAGCAACAAUUCUCAUGCCUAGACGAUGCAGACUUCUUAAAGGAUGGUAGCAUACAGUAUGCCCCAACAGAGGAUGUCGUUUUAUUACAUGAGUAUUUCAUUGACCCUAAUAAAUCGAAAGAAUUCAAGACUAGAAAAAGCUCAAAUUCUAAUAGUCACCCUAACAAUACCCAAACAGACACGACUACUAAUAGUAAUGACAGUAAUAUCAAAAACUCUAAUGAUUUUAAUUCCAAACCCACAAGCACUGCUACUAAUGAUAAUAGAUCUAAUUCGAAUCCAGUCCCCAGCAUCGUGGGCAACUCAAAUUCAAAUCCAACUACCAACUACAGCUAUAAUUCAAACUACGGUUUCAACUCAAAUCCUACUAAUAUUCGAUAUGCAAAUACCAAUAGCUAUGGGGUAUCUACUACCAUGGGUCAAGAAUCUUUUCCGAAGAAAACGUUCAAGAGUAGCGAACAUUUAUCAAAUUUAAAUGAUGAAGUAUCGUCAACAUCCCAGAGGUCUGAAAUUAGAAAGAGGAGAAGUUCUGUGAUGCAUGGUAGGAUGCAACGUGCUGCCCAAAAUUCGAUUACAUCAAAUUCUUUGCUCUAUGAGUGCCUGACAUCACCGCCGGGAGAUCUCAACUUAUCGGAGUACUGUAAUGACAUGGAAAAUAAUGAACUAGAUAAUGGUAAUGAGACGGACACCAGUGGUGCAAGCAGUGUGUGGGAAAAUCAGAAUAAUAUGUUCCCACCUGCGCAAGCAACUAGAUCUGCCUCGCCUUCAACAGCUUCCAGGAAGAAUAGUAUUAUUUCAUUUACAAGUGGUGGUAUACCAUCAGGUAUCCCGUCCGAAAUCGUGCAAAAGAGUCAAACUAACCAUAAAAUCUCCAAAAGGAAAAGCGUAUCCUCAGGGAAUAACAACAAUCAUGAAGCAUUGCAGCAAAAUAUGCUGCACAGAAGGAAUAAAAGUGAUGUCGAAUCAAUAGGCUUAAAUAUGGAACCAUUACAAGCGGAACUAAGUUUAGACUCAAGGCUAUCUUUGUCACCACGCGAAUACCCCAUCGAGUUCAAUUCGAAUGUCUUUAACAAUUUACAGUCACCGACAACAGCGUCAACGACGUCCAAGUCCAAACAUGACAGCAUAAGAGAUACGGGUGAUAAUGGAUUUUUCAACGGCGACAUUACCAAUGGGCUUGAUUUUACUGUUAACGACAGUUCUAUCGACUACAAUAUGAUGAGUAUGUCAAAUGUAACACCAAUGGCAAAUAACGACGGCACAAAUAUAAUGAAUCCAACAUCAAUGGCUGAUAUUUCACUCUUUGAUAAUUCUCUGAUGGAUCAAACACCAGUUUCCAAUUCAAAUAAUAAUGCUGAUUCCGGAAUAAGUUCCAUGCUGGGAAGUUCAGGGCUAGCGUUACGCAGUAAAAACCAGGGCGGUAAUGGUGUUAAAUUUGAAAAUCAAGAUAUUCAACUAGACGCUCUUUUAAAUGACGCAAACAUUCUAUAUGACGGGAAUUCUUUAACUCCGUCAGCUACUAGUAUACUCAGUUCCAUGGAUAAUGGCAAGCUGAUGGCCGACCUAGGUAGUAUGGUGCCCAAAAGUGCCAACAAUGGAAGUGCCAGAAAUAGCAGUAAAAAUCUAGCGUCGCUGAGCGGCGUUCCAUCUAACAAUAGUAAGGUCAGCCAUAACAAUUUUAAAAUGACUCCUGCGGGAUUGGAUUCUGCAGAUCCACCGAUUAGAUUAACGGACCAUCAAUCAGGCCCAGAUUACUUUUUCAAUCCAGGAAAUUGUAUAGAUGACGAGGCCGGUUUGUUGUUUGAUUCCAACGGGUUACUCACGGGCAGCGAUGGGCUUGUAUUACCAAGAGAUGCAACUAAUUUGCACACAACCACAACUGCUAACGCGGGAAACAGUAACGAUCAAUCCUUAUACGAUUUUUGA